This is a messenger RNA of Betta splendens (Siamese fighting fish), 2581 nucleotides long. RefSeq names its product calcium binding protein 1b (gene cabp1b). Lineage: Eukaryota; Metazoa; Chordata; Actinopteri; Anabantiformes; Osphronemidae. The transcript is spliced from 8 exons. The record is from RefSeq and is a predicted model, not a curated record. The coding region runs from base 678 to 1454 and encodes 258 amino acids. Gene Ontology annotation, molecular function: calcium ion binding.
GUCGUAUUUUUAGCUCCAGAGCCCCACAUCCGCAUGUGUUUAAUCGAGUGUAUAUAUGGAUUUGUGUGUGUGUGUGUGUGUGUAUGUGUGUGUGUGUGUGUGUGUGUGUGUGUGUGUGUGUGUGUGUGUGUGUGUUUGGAUUAGCGUCUCCAGCGUCUUGCUCAGGGGAAGGUAAUAUGCUUGUCCGAAUGAGGUUCUUCUGUCACAUUCGUGAUUUGAAACUGUGGCGUAAAACUGUAGUCGGGGAGAGAGGGUGAGGGGAAGAGAGAGAGAGAGAGAGAGAGAGAGAGAGAGAGAGCGGGGAUGAGGGAGCGACAGAGCUAGAAGGGGUAGAGUGGAGGGAGGUGGAAAGACACUGUGGGAGAGAGAAUGGGACGGAAUGAAUAAGCGAUCGGCUGCUUCCACUCCCGGCGCCUGCAUCCGGCUUUGAUCUCAUGCAUGUUUCCUCUCCCUCUUAUCUCUGUGUUGUUGUGCUCUGUCCGUGCUCCUUGUUCACACGUUUCCUCCCUUUGUCUCCCCCUUUCCUCCCCCUCGUGCCUCCCGGCGUCCUCGCCUCCGGCGGCUCCGUCCUCCCCCCCCCCCCUCCGCUCCGCUCGCUGCCUCUUCCCCACACGUCCCCACGCAUUAGCCAGUGACCCACUGAACCCCCUUCCCCUUCCACGGGCACCCCCGUCCCCAUGCAUGCACGCACACGCACGCACGUGCACCCGCACACGCACACGCGCAGACCCACGCAGACACGCGUAGAGAGGACACGCAAAACGCGGAGGACUCCACUUCUUGCAAUGGGCAACUCUGUAAAGUCGCUCAAAAUCUUCACCAAGAAGGACCAGAAGAAAAAGUACAAAGCAGUGCAGUCCUGUGAGGAGGGGGGCUCCGGGGGGGCCUACCUCGAGCCGCUAGUGGCCCUGGCCCAGAACGGAGCCAACAUGCACAACGUGCUGGGGCCGGCGUGCAUCUUCCUACGCAAAGGCUUCGCCGAGAGCCGGCAGGCUGAUCGAGAGCUGAGGCCGGAAGAAAUGGACGAGCUGCGUGAGGCGUUCAAGGAGUUCGACAAAGACAAAGACGGGUUCAUCGGCUGCAAGGACCUGGGGAACUGCAUGAGAACCAUGGGAUACAUGCCCACAGAGAUGGAGCUGAUAGAACUGAGCCAGCAGAUCAACAUGAACUUGGGAGGACACGUGGACUUUGAGGACUUUGUCGAACUCAUGGGGCCCAAGCUUCUGGCUGAAACGGCUGACAUGAUUGGGGUGAAGGAGUUGAGGGACGCAUUCAAGGAGUUUGACACAAACGGCGACGGGCAGAUCAGCACGGCCGAGCUCCGAGAAGCCAUGAAGAAGCUCCUGGGACAACAGGUCGGACACAGGGACCUGGAGGACAUCCUGCGGGACAUCGACCUCAACGGGGACGGACACGUGGACUUUGAAGAAUUCGUCCGGAUGAUGUCACGGUGAGUUCGCAGCCGGAAGCGCGUGGACCCGAGGCCACCAGAACCUCUGCUGGGAGUGGACCGGGGAGGGACCGGUACCGGUGGAUCCUCCCCUUGGUGAACUAGCAAACACAAACAUAUCAACCCUGCCUGAAACUGCCAGUGAGACGCUGUCGACUCCACGCUGCUGUUUCUUCUUUUGGACUUUUACAAAGUAUAUUUUAAAAAGUAAAAGGUUUUUAAAAGGUAAAUGGGGUCAACGCACAAACACUAGUCUAUCACGAGCAGCUGUAGCAGCGAAGACGCAGCUUCGACCCCCAGCGCCGACAAACAGACCAAACACAACACGCUGACGAUGUCUUAAGCACAAAUACAAUGGCAAUAAGCAGACCCUGUGUGUGGUUGUGUCAAAGCUGUGCGUUUGUGUUUCGUUGUUCAUAUAAAGUACCGUUGUUUGUCCCAGAGUCGGUAUCUCCUUUAGGAUUUCUGUCGAACCCUGAGUGGGGAAACGUGUAUUUGUCCCGUGUGACGUAGCGUCGAUGCCGUUCUUCUGACUUUAAUAUCUUACUGUGAUGAACUGUGUGUGUGUCAGUCUCUCAGCUGCUCUCACCCACUGUUCGGCCUGUUUCCUUUGACCACUGCCGUAUAUGUUUUACAGAUACUGAAUAUUACAGUAGAUGAGGCCGUGAGAUGAUCCGCGCUGCGUUCAAGUCCAGAUAACACACAGAUUCUGGUGUUGUUUGGUGACAUUCUCACUUUUAAUACCUCAAAGCCAAUGAAGCAAUCCUCCUCCCGGAACUGAUCCUAAAUCUGUUUCUUUAUUACUAAUAAGUGUAAGGAGGCGAUUUUAGCUUCUUUAUGGAAAAAGCCAAAGAAAGUUUACAAAAGUAUCUCAGUGUUUGUGAUUUAAUAGGAUCCAUGGGAUCAGGUUUUCAGGAAGGCUGCUUGAAACGCAGCCCCCUGAAUUAUUGGUUGACUCCUCCUGAGUGGAUACGGCGAAACACUGUAUGCAUGCUAUGAAGUUAAGAUGGUUUUUCUAGGGAGAACUCUUACUUUGUGAUUUGACCUGUCGUCGACUGUGUGAAACUAUGCAUGUUAGAAAAGCAUUUGUAGCAGAAUAUCUAUACAACAUAAAUAAAGGUUUUUAUUCGA